This is a messenger RNA of Bombina bombina (fire-bellied toad), 2670 nucleotides long. Its product is annotated as catenin alpha-2. The coding region runs from base 1 to 1818 and encodes 605 amino acids. The transcript has 13 exons. Gene Ontology annotation, cellular component: catenin complex; adherens junction. Gene Ontology annotation, biological process: cell migration; cell-cell adhesion. The record is from RefSeq and is a predicted model, not a curated record. Lineage: Eukaryota; Metazoa; Chordata; Amphibia; Anura; Bombinatoridae. Gene Ontology annotation, molecular function: actin filament binding; cadherin binding; beta-catenin binding.
AUGUGUUUUCAUCUUAGCGGCAGAAAGGAAAAGGGGGAUCCAUUAAACAUAGCAAUUGAUAAAAUGACCAAGAAAACAAGAGAUCUGCGAAGACAGCUUCGGAAGGCAGUAAUGGACCAUAUCUCAGACUCCUUCCUAGAGACUAAUGUUCCCCUGCUGGUUCUCAUUGAGGCAGCUAAAAGUGGAAAUGAAAAAGAGGUGAAAGAAUAUGCCCAAGUUUUUCGUGAGCACGCCAACAAAUUGGUUGAGGUAGCAAAUCUUGCUUGUUCGAUUUCAAAUAAUGAAGAAGGAGUGAAGUUAGUGCGAAUGGCAGCGACUCAGAUUGAUAGUUUGUGCCCACAGGUUAUCAAUGCUGCCCUGACAUUAGCCGCCAGACCUCAAAGCAAAGUUGCUCAAGAUAACAUGGAUGUAUUUAAAGAUCAAUGGGAGAAGCAAGUGCGAGUUCUUACAGAAGCUGUUGAUGACAUCACAUCAGUAGAUGAUUUCCUGUCUGUCUCAGAAAACCACAUACUUGAAGACGUGAAUAAGUGUGUGAUAGCGCUGCAAGAAGGAGAUGUGGAUACUUUGGACAGGACUGCGGGAGCUAUCAGGGGGCGCGCCGCUAGAGUCAUUCACAUUAUCAAUGCAGAAAUGGAAAACUACGAAGCUGGAGUUUACACUGAGAAAGUUCUUGAAGCAACCAAGUUACUGUCAGAGACUGUUAUGCCCCGUUUUGCUGAACAAGUUGAAGUCGCAAUUGAAGCACUCAGCACAAAUAUACCACAGCCGUUUGAGGAGAAUGAAUUUAUUGAUGCUUCCCGUUUGGUUUACGAUGGCGUGAGGGAUAUCAGGAAAGCAGUGCUAAUGAUAAGGACUCCCGAAGAGCUGGAGGAUGAUUCAGACUUUGAGCAAGAAGAUUAUGAUGUUAGAAGCCGCACAAGUGUACAGACCGAGGAUGACCAACUAAUUGCUGGACAAAGUGCACGAGCUAUCAUGGCUCAGCUCCCACAAGAAGAAAAGGCAAAGAUUGCUGAGCAGGUGGAAAUUUUCCAUCAAGAGAAAAGCAAGUUGGAUGCUGAAGUUGCCAAAUGGGACGACAGCGGCAAUGACAUCAUCGUGCUGGCAAAACAAAUGUGCAUGAUAAUGAUGGAAAUGACAGAUUUUACCAGAGGGAAAGGCCCACUAAAGAAUACCUCUGAUGUGAUUAAUGCUGCAAAGAAAAUUGCAGAAGCUGGUUCCCGAAUGGACAAAUUAGCACGUGCUGUUGCUGAUCAGUGCCCUGAUUCAGCAUGCAAGCAGGACCUACUGGCCUAUCUGCAGCGAAUUGCCCUCUACUGUCAUCAGCUAAACAUAUGUAGCAAGGUGAAAGCUGAGGUCCAGAACUUGGGCGGUGAACUCAUAGUUUCCGGGACUGGAGUGCAGAGCACUCUCUCUACCUUUUAUGACGUAGCAGGUGAUGUCAUAGAUGGAGGCAGGGAUAGUCAACUUUCUCUCGACCUGCUCCCCUCCUGUGCAGCUCUUUUCGGCAACGGAAGCAGGGACUCCACCAUGCUGGAUAGUGCAACCUCCUUGAUCCAAGCUGCAAAAAACCUUAUGAAUGCUGUAGUGCUUACAGUGAAAGCCUCCUACGUGGCGUCUACUAAAUAUCAGAAGGUUUAUGGUACAGCUGCUGUGAAUUCACCUGUUGUGUCGUGGAAGAUGAAGGCACCAGAAAAGAAACCUCUUGUAAAAAGAGAAAAACCUGAAGAAUAUCAAACCCGAGUAAGAAGAGGGUCUCAGAAAAAACACAUCUCUCCAGUUCAGGCCUUAAGCGAAUUUAAAGCAAUGGAUUCAUUCUAAAAAAAAUAGGCUUUCAUAUCAGGAUUUUUUUUUUUAUAAAAUGAUUGUCAUUUUGUAUGCAUACCUACUGACUUGUAUGCAUCUGUCAUGACAAAAUCUUUACGGUGUCCAUUUUGCAUGCUAUAUGACAUUUUAUUGGAAAUAAUAUGAGAUAAAACCGCAAUAAAUCAAAUUCAUAAAUGGCUGUUGAAAUAUUCCACAUAUUUUUUUUCCCUAGCUUUCUGUUUAGACAGAGGCAUAUAAUUGGCCAGUGGAUAACUAUUAGAAAAUUCUAUCUAAAAGAUAUUUUAUGCAUGCAGGAAACAUUAGACUGAGGGGUAUAUUAGGUACAUUUUAAGAGUGUAUUGGUAGACGAUUCAACUUGUAAUGCUUUUGUUUCAGUGCAAAAUAUAAUUAGCGAAUAUGCCUAAGUGUGUGGCUCCAGAUAACAAUUUUAUUAACUUUUCCAUUCCUGUUAUAGUAUGUGGCUUUUUUUUUAAAAUGAAUAUCUAUUAUCUAAUAGCCUAACCGAAAGCUUUCCCCUUUAUUGUGUAUUUUGUUCUGUAUGUUUUAAUGUGUUAUUUAACAAUUUCUAUGUUUCCAACUAAUCCCUUAAAAAAGAUGACAGUUAGCUAAGUUAAUGCUGUUUGGUGAAGUGUGAAGCACAAUAAAGUGCCUGGCAUUGCCUAUUUUCUUUUUGUUAUUUAAGAAUUUUUACAUUACCUUUUUGGUGGAAUGUGUGUCAGUUUAAAAAAAUAAAAAUAGAAUAAAAAUCCUGACAUCUUAAAUGCAAAACGUAGAUGAUUGAUAGCUUGGAAAUGAGUAUUUAUUUCACCUUUGUAUCAACUAACUAAAUAAAGUCAUUAACCCCUG